AUGGCCUUCUUUCAGUGCCACUCUGACUUCGCGCCGCUCUUCCGUCUACUCGACGACUAUGAGACCCACUGCUCGCGCCCCACACCCUCUUCAAGCUUCACCCCAUCCUUUGAUGUCCGUGAAGGAUCCGACGCAUACUACCUCGACGGCGAACUGCCAGGCGUCGACCAAAGCAACAUCGACAUUGAAUUCAGCGAUCCCCAAACCCUUGUCGUGAAGGGCCGCACAGCGCGCAACUACCAAAGCCAAAAUCACACUUCCGUCGCGGAGGCCUCCUCAAAGCAGGAGAGCCGCAGUUCUCGCCAGUGGCGCCAGCCAACCGUGCAGGACGAAGACGAGGCUGAGUCUGAUUCCGACAACAGCUACACGGAUGUCGAGUCUGCCAAGUCGAGCACGAUCGCGCAGAGCGCGAACCAAUCGCAGCCUCAGUUCCACUUUUGGGCGUCGGAGCGGUCAAUUGGAGAGUUCCAGCGCACUUUUAAUUUCCUCACGCGGGUCGAUCAAGAUAAUGUUCGGGCCAGUUUGAACAAUGGAGUUCUAUCCAUCGUUGUGCCCAAGGAGGCAGCGCCGAAGUUGAAGAAGAUCCGAAUUCUGUAG
Messenger RNA from Penicillium argentinense, 597 nucleotides. RefSeq names its product Hsp20/alpha crystallin family protein. The transcript has a single exon. Gene Ontology annotation, biological process: protein complex oligomerization; response to salt stress; response to heat. The record is from RefSeq and is a predicted model, not a curated record. Lineage: Eukaryota; Fungi; Ascomycota; Eurotiomycetes; Eurotiales; Aspergillaceae. Bases 1 to 597 code for a protein of 198 amino acids.